Molecule: messenger RNA, 1037 nt
Organism: Jaminaea rosea
Lineage: Eukaryota; Fungi; Basidiomycota; Exobasidiomycetes; Microstromatales
Exons: 3
Cellular component (GO): cytoplasm; nucleus
Source: RefSeq, a predicted model, not a curated record
GCCGCCUCAGUCCGCAUCCCACUCCCACGAUUCGACGAUGGGUGACGGCGAAAAAGAGGCUCGGCCUCAAGCCCCACGCCCACGCAGCGAUUCGCAGAAGAAUCUCCAGUCAUUGCAACCACGCAGAAGAGAUGUCGUCCCAGCAGGCGGGGCGCAGCAAGCAGCGGGGCUCAUCCCACUUUCAGUCUGGGCGGGCGAAUAGCCGGGGCGAUGAUGAUGAGGAGGAGGAUGACCAGCACAGCCUCUACGACCCGCACUCUCUGCGCAUCUGGCCCGCAUACGAUACGAAGCAUCUCGAGGUGUUGGAGUACCCGAUCAAGGAACUGGACACAACCCUCCACCUUGGCCAAUCCUCGACGUCAGGCUCCACCUCAUCCUCCCUCUGGCUCUCCAGCCAGGUCUUGGGGGCGUAUCUCCUCUCCUCACCCUUCCUCCUCUCUCUGCCGCCAUCUUCGCCACGAACACGACGACGGCAUGCUCCGAUGCCGAAGUCGAAACCGGUGGCUGUUGAGCUGGGCGCGGGCGUGGGGUUUCUCUCCCUCCUCCUCGCUCACGCAGGGUGGGAAGUCAAAGCCACAGACCUGCCUUAUGUCGCUCGAGGCGUUCUCGCUGAGAAUGUCAGGGCGAACGAGGCGGCAAGUGGGAAGGUGGAAAUCGUCGAGCUAGACUGGCAAGAGACAAACGAGGGACCCCUGCUCUUCCUCCCUUGUUCAUCUUCGGCUGCGAAGUCAGAAGCGUACCCCUCCCUCAUCGUAUCAGCAGAUACGCUCUACGCCCCUCAUCUGGUCUUGCCCUUCUGGAAAACCUUUGCGAGCCUUCUUCGCUCCUCCUCCUCUCCCUCCCGCGUUCCACUCGGCCUAUUAGCCCUGGAACGCAGAGACCCUGCUUUCAUCGAUUCAGCCCUUUCCGUCGCUCGCAGCGAGUUCGGUCUGGCUCUCACGCGUGUAGAGGAUGGGAAGGUCGAACAGGCGGUUCAGGGGAGUUUGGGUUGGGAGAAGGCGCUGUGGGAUGGGGUGGAGAUUUGGGAUGUGAGGUUG